Messenger RNA from Dromaius novaehollandiae (emu), 2165 nucleotides. RefSeq names its product pseudouridine 5'-phosphatase (gene PUDP). Lineage: Eukaryota; Metazoa; Chordata; Aves; Casuariiformes; Dromaiidae. Bases 101 to 814 code for a protein of 237 amino acids. Gene Ontology annotation, molecular function: phosphatase activity. The record is from RefSeq and is a predicted model, not a curated record. The transcript is spliced from 4 exons.
UCCGGCACCGCCCCCGCGCCGCGGCCCUGGCUCGGCCCUCUCCUCGGCGGCGGAGCGCGCUUGCGCUGUUACCGGCGCUUUCGGCAGCGACGGCGUUGCCAUGUCGGCUUCCUCCUGCUCCUCCUCCUCCCCGGCCGCGCUGCGGCUGGUCACUCACCUCAUCUUUGACAUGGACGGGCUGCUGCUGGAUACUGAACGUCUCUACACAGUGGUGUUCCAAGAAAUCUGCGGGCGUUUUGGAAAGGCCUAUACCUGGGAUGUGAAAUCCUUGGUCAUGGGUAAAAAAGCCCUAGAAGGGGCACAGAUUAUGCUAGAUAUUCUAGAUCUUCCAAUAACCAAAGAAGAGUUAUUACGUGAAAGUAAGAUGAAGCAGGAGAGAAUAUUCCAUACUGCUGAACUGAUGCCAGGGGUUGAUAAGCUGAUCCGUCAUUUACACAAACACAGGAUACCCAUUGCUGUUGCCACUAGCUCAUCCGAGGAGACAUUUCAGAUGAAAACUGCCAGACACAAAGAGUUCUUUGGUCUUUUUCAUCAUAUUGUGUUGGGAGAUGACCCUGAGGUGAAGCAUGGCAAGCCGCAGCCUGACGCAUUUCUAGUUUGUGCAAAGAGAUUUGACCCUCCUGCACCUCCCGAGAAGUGUCUUGUGUUUGAAGACUCACCACUUGGAGUCAAAGGAGCACUGGCAGCGGGAAUGCAAGUGGUUAUGAUUCCAGAUGAAAAUUUAAAUCCAGAUCUUAAAAAGGAAGCAACUCUGGUGCUGAACUCUAUGGAGGACUUCAAACCAGAACUGUUUGGUUUACCGGCGUAUGAUUAAUGCCUAAAGUCUACGAACAUGCAGUUGACUAGAGAUCAGGAAAGUGGAAUGAAAUCUUGUUAAGAUUUUAUGAUUGUUUUGCACCUUUCCCUCCAGUCCUCAAAACUGGACCAUGGAAAUCCUGUUAACACCAAGUCUUCCACACUGCUGUUAAAGUUGACUGGAACGUUUAUCAUUUGUCCUCCAUGAUGAAUGCUAAGUUAAAACAGUAUUUCUUCUUGUGAAGUGAAUCCAGCUUUGUUCUAUGCACAUCAUAAUGUCUUCUGGGAAUGCUAUGAAACUAUUUAGUUAAUCUAUUAAAACUGCACUUGAAGUUUCCUGUUCUGUUUCCACUUGAAUGACUUGUUGUUUAGCUCUUAACCAGAAAUCUGUUCUGGGCUGGCUGUUGUCCCAUUACAUAGUUUUUCAUCCAGUUAUUGCUAUCAACAUGUUUAUCCUUUUUCUCUUCCUAAUCUUGCCCAUGUACUCCCUCUUGUAUCCCCUUGUCUUUUUUUUUUUUUUUUCCAGUUUUGUUGUUGUUGUUGUACUUUCUGUGUUUUCUUGUUUCAUUUUCUUGUUGGGGGUUGAACGAGAUGACUUCCAGAGGCCCCUUAAAACCUACAUUAUUCUGUAAUUCUGUGCUUAUCUUUUCUGUCAUGGCGAAUGCCUGAAAGGAGCUAUACAAGGUUAUGCGAUCCUACGCUUUAACCAAAGCACUUUGCAUUCUUUGUUGUCUUUAUGUUCUUCUUCUUUUCCAUUUUGCCGUGUUGCCUUUCAUGCCUGUGAAAUGAAUCCAUCUUCUCUCCCUGUUUUCUUUCUGAUGAAGUUUCUGAUAAUGCUUUAACUCCCUGACAUUUAAGUUCCUUUUCUGUCUGUUUUUAGCAAAAGUUAUAGUUUACUUAAGUGCCUUAAAUUUAUUUUGCCCAGCUACCAUAAUUUCCACAAAUAUUUUAUCUUGUAACCUUUCCUUCUUAACUGUCUUUUUCUAGCAGCUCAUCAGGACAAGUGUGAGGGUGUUUUUAGAAAAUACUCAACGUGUUGAUAGGUUUUGGUGGAGUCCACAUGUAUAUAUGUAUUGUAUAGUGCAAGUAAUGGAAAUAAGACUUCUCUGAACUCAUUGUAGGUUUUUAAUAUUGUGUGUUUAUCUAUGGUCAUCCUAACAAAAGAUAAAUUAUGUAUGAGAAGGGUCAAGUGGCCAGUAUCCAUGCCUUUUUAAGAUUGAGCUACUGUAAGAUAGCACAUAAUAACUUCAUUAAUUCUUUAAUUUCCAGGUAAAAUAAUUUUCAGACACAUCUGGUGUUUACUAUUUCAGGUGGAAGGUUGUUUUGAUCAGGAACAAAAAUAAAUGAAUCUUACAUGCUUCAGUAUUCUG